AUGCAACUCCCCGUGGUCGCCGCCGCCCUCCUCGGGCUCGCCCAGCAGGCCCGUGGCCAGGCCAUGAUGCGCUUCGGCUGCUCGCAGCUCGUCGUCGAGCGCACCGACCCCCUCGUCAACCCUGGCCAGGUGUACACGCCCCACGUCCACCAGAUCGUGGGAGGCAACUCGUUCAACGUGUCCAUGGACCCGGCCGACCAUGACCCGGCCGCGCUGUCCACCUGCACCACUUGCACGUACUCUCAGGACAUGUCCAACUACUGGACCGCCGUGCUUUACUACAAGGCUCGCAACGGCACCUUUAAGCGCGUGGCCCAAGAAGCCAACAUGGGUCUGAUUCAGAAUGGGGGCAUUACCGUCUACUACAUUCCCCCUAUGAUGGCAGGACCACCGUCACGGCGUUCCCCAAGGUAUGACUAUCCCUAUACUAUAGGCCGAUACCAACAAACGUUGGGAGAGGGCUUCCGCAUGAUUGCCGGUGACCCGGGCCAAGAAGGCUCCGAGGGCAUGCAACCCGGCAUCUGCCACCGAUGCUUCGGCAGGAACCAGCAGCCCUUCGGCGGCGCCCCGUGCACCGGAGCCGACACGGCGGCUCUUCCCAAGGAGAUGUGCCUGGGCGGCAUCCGAACCACCGUCACCUUCCCUACCUGCUGGGACGGCAAGAACACGGACAGCGCCGACCACAAGUCCCACAUCGCUUAUCCCACUCCGGCUUUCGAGGCCAACGGCCAGUGCCCCGAAUCUCACCCCAUCAAGCUGCCCCAGGUCAUGUACGAGAUUAUGUGGGAUACCAAGCCCUACAACGACCCUGAGCUCUGGCCCGAGGACGGCUCGCAGCCUUUCGUUUACAGCUUCGGCGACAAGCUCGGCUACGGUCAACACGGCGACUACCUCUUUGGCUGGAAGGAGGACUCCCUUCAAAAGGCGCUCGAUGCCCGGUGCAACCUCGACAGGUGCGCUAGCCUCGAUUACCAGACCCCCAGGAAGCCAUGCAGUGCAAUGUCCCCCAGACGGCUACCGAGGAGGUCGACGGCUGGCUCAGCGCUCUUCCUGGAAACUGGCCCAACGCCUAAGAUUAGGCACGGAAAGCCCGGGAUAUAUCUCCUGUAUGAGCUGAACGCCUCCUUUGGACUAUAA
Messenger RNA from Parascedosporium putredinis, 1137 nucleotides. The record is from the annotation of a GenBank genome assembly. NCBI's taxonomy places the organism in Eukaryota, Fungi, Ascomycota, Sordariomycetes, Microascales, Microascaceae.